Messenger RNA from Panicum virgatum (switchgrass), 1427 nucleotides. Its product is annotated as dof zinc finger protein 5-like. Gene Ontology annotation, molecular function: DNA binding; DNA-binding transcription factor activity. The record is from RefSeq and is a predicted model, not a curated record. Bases 198 to 698 code for a protein of 166 amino acids. Lineage: Eukaryota; Viridiplantae; Streptophyta; Magnoliopsida; Poales; Poaceae. The transcript has a single exon. Gene Ontology annotation, biological process: regulation of DNA-templated transcription.
UGCGCUAUUAGUAGCGGGCGGUCACGCAAAGAAGUCAGGUGUGUGAAGCAAAGUGAGGGCGGGGGAGAGGCGAGGCGAUGACCGGCUCCACCUCCGCUCCCCGGGUAUAAAAGGCGGCGGCGGCGGCGUCCUCCCCCUACCCACCCCCGCGCCCCCGCCUCGGCGCCUCCCGCAGUCCCGCUGCUCUCCACCCGACCAUGGCUGACCUCCCCGACGCGAACGCCGCGGGGUUCAAGCUCUUCGGCAAGGUCAUCCAGCCCCCCGACGCGCACCGCGCCGCGGAGGCGGGCGCCGAUCCUCCGCAGCCGCUGACGACGACGACGGCGGCGGCGGCGGUUCUUCCGCCUCCGCAGCCGCAGUCCCGGCCGCUCCCGCCGCCGGUUCUGCAGCUGCAGGCGGCCGGCGCCGGCGCGGCUGCCGGGGCAGGGGGCGCGGGCGAGCCGCUGCCGUGCCCGCGGUGCGGGAGCCGGGAGACCAAGUUCUGCUACUUCAACAACUACAACGUGCGGCAGCCGCGCCACCUCUGCCGCGCGUGCCGCCGCUACUGGACGGCCGGCGGCGCGCUCCGCCGCGUGGCCUCCGCGUCCCCGGGCCGCCGCAGGCCGCGCCCGGCCGCCCGAUCGGCCGCCGCCGCCGCCGCAAUCGCCACCGCGUCCUCCGCCACCGCCGCCGCCGAGGAGGGGGGCGGGGAGCGUUGACCCGGCGGUCGUAGGGCGCGGCCGCUCCGCUCGCUCGAGGCUUCCUCCCCGCGCGGGCGUGACGCCGUGGCGCGGUGCCGCGCGCCCGGGGCCACGCCCCAGUGACGGGCCGGCCGGCCGGCCUGCGUGGGGCCACCCCCGCGCCCCGUCGUCGCCCUUUUCACACGUAGCCCCUCCCAGGGUUAACAGUUUCGUUUUUACUGUUCGGAAUUUCAUUUGUUUGACCAAAAUUUGACUUUUAUAUUUUUGAAUUUGGAAUUCAAAUAUACAAUUUUCCGAACCGAAAUUUCUGUCCCGGUGAGUAGCGAAAACGGGAAAAAUGACCGAAAUUUCGGUCUUUCCGACCGAAAUUGUUAACCCUGGCCCCUCUUUGCCCUUUGGUUUUAUUAGGCUCUAUUUUUCAUACCUUUAUAGGAUUCUUUUGGUGGCCAAAAGGAUGCGGCCGGCCAGCUGCGACCGCGAGAGUUAAGUUUGGUAGGCGGUUUAAAAAGUGAGCUGCUAUGAAUGAAUGCUACGUUACCCCGAUACUCCAGAGAGGUGCGAAUUACGUAUCCGAUACGUAUCGGAUACCGAUACGCGGCGAAUACAUGACGGAUACGUAUCGAAGAAAUAUCUGUAAAAAAAAUAAAUGAAACAUAAAUCAGAUACUUAUUUGGGUACGUAUAAAAUCUACUUCCGAUCGACCGAUCUAGAAAAAGGGAAGGUUAUAUGGACUGUUUGGUGGUCUCU